Clupea harengus (Atlantic herring) is the source of this 5072-nucleotide messenger RNA. RefSeq names its product HtrA serine peptidase 3b (gene htra3b). NCBI's taxonomy places the organism in Eukaryota, Metazoa, Chordata, Actinopteri, Clupeiformes, Clupeidae. The record is from RefSeq and is a predicted model, not a curated record. Gene Ontology annotation, cellular component: extracellular region. Gene Ontology annotation, biological process: proteolysis. Gene Ontology annotation, molecular function: serine-type endopeptidase activity; protein binding.
AAGCGCGAUCGCCGUCUUUACUCAGGUCAUAAACAGGCUUGACAGAAAUUGUAUUUUUUUUUCCCAUUUUUCCUUUAAAUGAAAGCAAUGUGGGAAUUCACAUUCACAGUAGGCCUAGAGGACAAGGCAAUUAGGCAACUGUGAAUAAUUCGUUCUGACAGUAUUAUUUGUGUGUUAAGCUAGUGAUGAGUUGUGAAUUAUUUUGUAAAUGACAUGCCAAACCCACUGGCAGACAUAUAUUCGGCAACUGUUGCUCAACAUGAAGAAAACAUCAUGUCAUAUAAUGUUGGAUUGCAAUCCAUUUAACUUCUCUGCUUGGCAUCCCCUCCCCUCUGUCUCCCACGCUUUGCAAGAACAUAACGCAAAUGACAGUUACACAAGCGCUCAAUUAUGUCCAGAUGCAUAAUGUUUUGCUUAUCCGACCCUCAGUCAAAUCAAGGUUUUAAAGUCUGGUUUUACCAAUUAGAAUGGCCCAAGACAGUGUCAGGGACUCCCAUCAGUGUGAGUCAAGGGAUACCUGGGGGAACAUGCUGUUGUGAUGGCCUACAUGGCUUUCUAUCUCUUUCCCUCCUCAUUCAUUCUCCUAAUCUCUGAACCAGGUUUCUCAUGUCAAAGGUUGUUCUAUUUUUGUGUGUGAAGGAAUUGCUAUUGUGAUUCCAUCUUAUUUGUGUGAGGUAACUUAUACCAUUGUAUUUUGUUCAUUUAACCACUAGAUGUCACAUGGUAGCCUUUUUCUGUAUUUUGCAGAAAACCUAGCAUCCCAUAUCAGAGUACUGUAUGCCCAUGUAUGACAUUUAGUGAUGUUUGGCAGGGUAUGUAAAUCAGUGUCCACUGAUUCUUUUUUUCCCCGUCACUUGAAUAUCCUGUGUAAAAAUAGGGGAAGGGUGUAAAUACUACCACUGCACAAUAGUAGCAGUAUUUUUGCAUUGUCUAUGUAUUUGAAGUAACACCGCUACAAUGGAAAAAAUUGAUUUCUCACAUUCCUUUUUCUUGAAAGUUUUCCACACAGUAUAUAUGAUCUACAUUUAACCCUAUACCGGAAAUAUAUCCAUGCAUAGAUCUAUGCAAUCCCCUGUUGUGACCCCUGGACCAUAUGAUGCUUGAGGUGCAAUUUUCUCAACCUGGAUGCUGCCAUAGUCAAAUAACCCUGACCAGGCCACAACCUUGAGUCUAUUAGUCGUACAUUAAUAUGUUCAAAUAUUUAAAUGAUUUAAGGCCUUUUCACGUUUAUUAUCAGACCGAGGGAUAUGUCACACAACCAAAGUAAUGAGGAAAAUUGUGCAAUAUCAAUAGACUACAUUAAUGAAUUCUUUCAGCAAAUCACCACACAGCCUACUUGUACACCUGGAAAUCAGAAUGGAUGAAGAAGGUGCAUAACGUUUUUCAGAGAAACUAUUCUGCAUUAAAGAACAUGGAUUGUAAAUUCUUUCUACAAGUCCCACAUGAAACAUGGGCUUUGUUUUGCUUUAUGCAAGAAGCAUUGCAAGGGCGCAUUGUUUACCCUAUAAGUGCUGAAAAUGAUUGAUGUUGCUAUUUCAAAUAAACAUUUCCAUGGCUGCUGAGUAACAUAACUUGGUGUGUAUUUAUAUUCCCUGACAAAAUAAAUGCUUAAAAGAGGUCUGGACCUGUUCAGACAUCUGUGGACUGACUGGUAAAUCAAACUGACCGUAAAAGCGGGCAUGGCAAAAUCAUGCCAUCAUCUCGUUUUAAAAAGAAUUACUUAACACCCUGAAUUUACACACCGCGCAGUAGACGUAAACAAGGUCGUGUGUGUGUGUAUUUUUUUAUUUUUUUUACAUAACAUUACACUGCGAAAGACUGGUGACUUCCAUCUGCCUUUCUACUGAUACGACAGAUGUUUGUCCACCCCUAAUAAAAGAGAGAAUUCACUGGUGAUGACAAAUAGGCUGGAAAGCAAGACGUGUAUAUCAACCUAGUGUCCGGAUUCUACUGCACGGGAACGAACGGGUGCGAACACGAGUGGCCUGUCAUCUCCGCCUCUUUUGACUGGAAAAGGGGUCGUGGUAAUAAUGAGAGUGGCAGUGCACUGGCAGAAGUCGAUUUAAAAGCAGCUUAUGCGUGUGUACCAGUCUACUAGUAGACAUUGUCAUGCAGUCUACUUGCCGAAAUUUACACUUACAAAUCUACGAAGUACGUAAUUCCAGAAGAAGUUUUGCCUGAGACGACAAGUUUAACACAGCUUAUUUCCAGCGAUGAGACGGUUGUUUUAUAUUGGAGCUGCAAGAGAGUCUGUUUUAUUUGAAUGGGGGAUUUCCAACUACUUAUGCCCGGCUUAUUAGGCAAGGAGACACAUAAUACGCACAACUGUCGACGCAUGGAGAUGAAGAUGGACUCUAUGUAAUUUCAUAUCCAGCUGUGAUUCUUGUUCUUCCUUUUUCUUAUCACAAUUUAACACAUUAUCACAAGAUGCAGGUGGUUGUGUUUGCUACAGUUUUACUUUACAUCAAGGAUUUUGUUGAAGCAGAGCCUAAAACCAAGUGCCCUGCGCGGUGCGAUGUAAGCACUUGUCCCAGCCCAAGCUGCCCAAGCGGGUACGUCCCGGACCGAUGCAACUGUUGCCUAGUUUGCGCACAGGGCGAAGCAGACGCCUGCGGGCGCAAAGAAGACCUGCCCUGCGGGGACGGGUUAGAGUGCAAGCACCCAUCGGGCAAGCGCCUCUUGAAGGGCGUGUGCCAGUGCCGAUUCAGUAGCAAGGUAUGCGGCAGCGAUGGGAAGACGUACGGGAAUGUGUGUCAACUGAAGGCGGUGAGCCGCAAGGCUCUGCAACAGGGACUCGCCGGCAUCACUCAAGCGCAUAAAGGCCCCUGUGAAACUGACAUAGGUCCAUUGCAUCCCAACAGUCCUCGGUACAAGUUUAACUUCAUCGCUGACGUGGUGGAGAAGAUCGCUCCCGCCGUGGUUCACAUUGAGCUGUUCCUCAGACACCCUCUGUUUGGCCGGAGGGUUCCACUAUCGAGCGGCUCUGGGUUUGUCAUGCUCGACACGGGCCUGAUCAUCACCAACGCCCACGUGGUCUCCAGCACCACGCCCGUGUCCGGAACCCAGGAGCUCAAGGUCCAGAUGCACGACGGCAAGGUGUACGAGGCCACCAUCAAAGACAUCGACAAGAAGUCUGACAUCGCCACCAUUAAAAUCAAUCCCCAGAAAAAGUUGCCAGUGCUGUUGUUGGGUCUCUCCUCAGACUUGCGCCCUGGUGAGUUUGUUGUUGCCAUCGGCAGCCCCUUCGCCCUGCAGAACACCGUCACCACGGGGAUCGUCAGCACGGCGCAGAGGGAUGGGAAGGAGCUGGGCAUCCGUGACUCCGACAUGGACUAUAUCCAAACAGAUGCCAUCAUCAACUAUGGGAAUUCAGGUGGACCUCUGGUAAAUUUGGAUGGGGAGGUGAUUGGAAUCAAUACCUUGAAAGUGGCAGCUGGCAUCUCGUUUGCCAUUCCUUCAGAUAGGUUAACACGCUUCAUCAACGAAUCCCACGGAAAACAAAACAAAGAAAUCCGAAGCGUGAAGAAGCGUUUCAUUGGAAUCCGCAUGCUGACCAUCACACCAGCUCUGGUCGAGGAACUAAAGCAACAGAACCCCGAUUUCCCUGAAGUCAGCAGUGGGAUCUACGUCCACGAGGUGGUCCCUAACUCCCCUGCUCAGAAAGGAGGCAUCAGAGAUGGUGACAUCAUCGUGAAGCUGAACGGCAGGCCCCUCUUGACGACCUCCGACCUUAAAGAGGCGCUGAUGGAAGAGACGGCCCUGCUGCUGGAGGUCCGCCGCGGCAACGACGACUUGCUCUUCAACAUCGAGCCCGACGUCAUCAUGCACUGAGCAACUGAUGACGCGGCGGAGAAGGAGCUCGCGGAGAAGGAGCUCACGGCAUAACUCGACGUCAGACUCAGACACCAAGACUGAGGAGAAGUGACGUGAAGCUGUCUUGACAGUGAAGACGAAGCUGCCUUAAGGCCUGAGCUUGUGGCCAGCCCUUAAGCCUUAUUAAUGAACAGCUUGAAUGUACAGCAGGCCAGUUAGUAACCAAGGCGCUAUACAGUCCAUGACAACGGCCUCCUUGGGUUUUGAUUCAGUUCAGAUUGUUCAGAUUUGUGUUUUUUUUUCUCUUGAUAAUUGUUACGAUGUACUGUAGCUCUUCCAAUUUUGACAUGCCUUCUUCAAUGGGCAGCAGGUGUUACGACACAAAGCAAUGUAUCACAACAGUUUACAGUAUCAAGAUAUUUUAACACUGACCUUUUGCUUGGGGCUGAUAAAGCACUUGGUUUCUCAAAAAGCAGAUAUGUUUUUUUGCUUGGUAGAGACUACACCCAACAUGUCUUUGUUUGAUCUAAGAGGACAUUAGAAAACUUCUAGCCUUUAGCCUUAAGCCUCUAUAGGCAACAGUCUGCAUAUCACCAAAAUACACUCCAUGCAAUACUAGCACAAGUCACUGGCUUGGUGUUUAGCUAAACUCCAAGUGUGACACCGAUAACAAAUGUGAACAAAUGGGAAAGUCAACAAAUGAGGGAGGAUGCGAGUAAGAGCUGGUUAUUUCUCUUCGGUUAGAGAAAGCGGGACCAAAGCAUUGUAUGUUUUUUUGUUUGUUUGUUGUUUUGUUUGAUGAUCUGGGCUGUGGUUUUGUUUAAAUUUCAUUAGUGCCGUUGGUAUGAUCAGCUGGUUAGUACUUUUAAAAAUACAAAUAAAUAUUUUGAACCUUUGUGUUGGAGCUUCAUUAUCACUCAUGGGUCAACAUGUAUUUAGAGCUGAAAGUAACUUCAAUAAUCAUGUUUGUUUGUAUUUUUUUGUUUGUUUUGUUGUAAUUUUUGAUUUGAAAAGUUUUCUUCUAUGUUUUCCAAUUCUAAAUUGGAAUGGGAGGGAAAGGAGAAUUCAUGAAGGCUGGCCCUGAUUCUGAUCAGGCAUCUCACAGAACUGAUUUCCUUUUUUACACUGUGGUUGAAACGGUCACCUGGAGCUAUGUACGAUUUACAGACCAAGCUAAAACCCAAUUCAAAUUGUGUAUCCACCUGAAUGUAUACUAUUUCUGCAUAAUAAACACGGUGGUGUGCUGGUUUUUGACUUUC